Molecule: messenger RNA, 2003 nt
Organism: Chelonus insularis
Lineage: Eukaryota; Metazoa; Arthropoda; Insecta; Hymenoptera; Braconidae
Gene: Zwilch
Product: zwilch kinetochore protein
Exons: 10
Coding region: 40-1947 (635 amino acids)
Biological process (GO): mitotic spindle assembly checkpoint signaling; protein localization to kinetochore
Cellular component (GO): RZZ complex
Source: RefSeq, a predicted model, not a curated record
GUAACGGACAAUUGGUCCAUGUGAUAUUGUCAAAUCACCAUGAAUAGAAAUAAUACUUCAAAAAAUAUCUUACACGUGAAAAAAAAUAUUAAUAGUAAUUUAAAAUGUGUUUCUAAUAUUAUUCAUAACUAUUUAAUUGAUGUGAUAGAAAACAAUGUAUCUUAUAUUAAUCGUUUAUUUCCAUUUUUUGGGCAAAAAACUUCAGUAUUAUUGUUUUGUAUAAAUAAUUCGGAAAAUAGCUUAAUAAAAAAGAUAGAAAAUUCUGAUAAUGAAUCAAAUCAUGAAUCAUGCUUAGACCUGACAGGAUCUCCUUUAAAACAUUCAUUUGGUGAUGAUAGUUUUACUAUAACAAUAACUCCAAUGAAAAGAAACUGGUUAGAAAAUGAAGAAGAAUAUUCACCAAUUCCAAGAAAGAAAGGAAUAGAACUGUUAAAUAUUCUUCAAAAAAAUAUUGGUUUCGAUAAAAGUUGGACUUCACCUAUUUUUGCACUUUGUAAUCCAAAAAUGGAAAAUACUAAAAAUGUAUUAAUAGGAUCUUUCUAUAAUUCUGAAUGGUUCAUGACAUUUGAUGUCAAAGUAUCGGGCAUAGAAUCGUUAAAAAAUCUUCAAACUGAAUAUGCUGGAUUAUUGAAAAAGCAUUUAGGGAGCUCAUCUUAUACUGAUGUUAAUAUAUCGGUUACUAGUUUUUAUGAACUUUAUGGAAUAAAUCAUAAAAUGUUUGGUUGGAGGAAAGAACAAACCAGAGACUCUAAAGGAUAUUUACAGAUUGAAGGCCAAUGGAAUUCUUUAUCAUUUUUUCCACCAUUAACAACACAUUCUAACAAUCUAGAUGCAGAAAUAAUAAGCGGAUCUACAUCAAGUUCACUGAAUGAUUUAUGGAAUCAGCUAUCAAUACUUCAUGAAUUUAUUUCAAUGGUUGAUGAUUAUCAUAAAAGAUAUUUAAGUUCUAGAUACAGCGUGCAACCUUUAAUUUUUCCAAAAAACUUUGUCAAUCCUUAUUUUCAAGAUGAAGAUAGUGUUAGAGAUAGACUUAUUCGGUUUUUAAUGGGAGACUAUUAUACUGAAAAUAAUAAUAAAAACCAAAAUGAAGAGUGUUCGGUACAAGAUGUUAAUGACAAAGACUUUCAAUUAAUAACUUUUGUGAAAGAAUUAUCUCAAAGACAAAAUCUCGAUUUUACAGAUGAAUUUUGGCAGAUUGUUAGAUGUGCUGAUUCAUACAUUCUAAUGACUGAUUGUGUACACGAAGUCUUUGAAUCUAUAACACAUCAUAAUUUCAAGCCUGAGUUUAAUUCAAUGGAAGAUACCAGGUUUGCGAAAAUGGUAUCAGCAGUUUUUGAUGAACAAAAAGUAUCUUUACAUGCAGGAUCUAUAUCCAUGGAAUUGGUAAUUGAUAUGGGAAUGGAAAAGAUUACCAGAGAUUAUAUAUAUUUAUUGUCAAACAUGAAUAUCAUGGAUAUGUAUGAUUUGAAGAACAUGUUAGAUGAUGUGUCAACUGGAGAAUUCGAAGUAAAUAAAUAUCGAAAAAAAUUAAAAACUCUAAUGCAAAUCCAUGUAUCUCUUGAAUUUCUUGAACUUAUUCAACGACAAUUGAAUUGUCGUUAUGAUAUUUUACAAAAAAUAUUUGAAACAGCUUUAAAAACAUUCAGAGGAUCACCAUCGCUUAUUGAUUUUACAGAUUUAUCAGAUCCACAACUAUAUACAUUUAGUAUGCCAGCACCUGAAGAAUUUAUGGCAGAAGUGAGAAACAGAGCACCUUCAUCAUGGAUGUGUACAUUAUCUACGGAAAAAAAAAUUGAAAAGAAAACUACUAUAUUUCACUACAGCCGUGUGCCAAUAUUUCCACCCAAUGUGUAUAUGCCAGAUGAUUUAGACAAAAGCGAAAUUGUUAAUGAAGAAAUGUAUCAUGCCACAGUUGCCAAAAUUAACCACUUCAAACAUUAUCGAUAAAUUAAUGUAUCUAUAUUUUAUAAGCCAAUAUUUAAUCAAUUGUUAGAAAUGUCUGC